UUUGUUGCACGUAAGCGCCGUCUUGUCGUGGCUCCGCCCCGCUUCCUAUGGAGGAUUUAUUUAUUUUCUCCUCCGUCUCCUCCUCCUCCUCCUCUGGCGCCGCUGCGUCCAUUAUUACCGAGAAGAAACGGAGAACGAGCAGCGAGAAAACUCGACCACUGCAGGCCGAGCGGACCGCCUCGGAAGACUGAAGGAUGAGCGCCGACCGCGGGACGCAGAGCCGACCGGAGCCGCCGCCACUGAGCACCGGAGGAGGCAACAUGAGCUCGGACUAAGCAGGCGAGAGAACUCCGCUGCGUCCGUCGCGGCUCUCGGUCGGGAUGUCUGGAGCGGCCGGACCUGCACCGCCCACCGGGGCCGGACCGGAGCUGCCGGACCUGAGCCAUCUGACCGAGGAGGAGCGGAGGAUCAUCCUCUCCGUGAUGGAGCGACAGAAGAAAGAGGAGGAGAAGGAGCAGAGCAUGCUGAAGGAUGAGGAGGAAGUAAAACCUCCCCCAGCUUUGUGGAAUCCGCUCUCAGGGUUCAGUCAGUUGGUCAAUAAUGUUGCAGCCAAUGUGUCCGAAGUUCUGCAGGUUAAAAGUCCGACUGACAACGAGUCUCAGACGAAGUUACAUCAGCAGUUUGAGAUGUAUAAGGACCAGGUGAAGAAGCUGGGGGAGGAGCCUCCUGCGGUGCAGAUGGCGAGGGCGGAGUCUCCCACCUGCGGCGUCUGCCACAAAACCAAGUUUGCGGACGGCUGCGGCCGAGCCUGCUGCUACUGUCAAAGCCGCUUCUGCGCGCGCUGCGGCGGGCGUGUCCCUUUAAGAGCCAAUAAGGUGAUGUGGGUUUGCAACGUGUGCAGGAAGCAGCAGGAGAUUCUGACCCGGUCGGGAGAAUUUUACCCCAACGCGUCGCCUCCACACGGGCCGAUGCAGGGGGCGUCGGGGGCCGUGGGGCCCCUGAGCAAUGGAGCCACAGAGCAGCGGCGGAGCCCCUCCGCGUCGUACUACGAUGGUGGCGGCAGGAUGCCUCGCUCGCCUUCCGACCACAGCUUGGACCGCCGCCCCCGCUCCACGCACAGCUACCAUGGCAACGGCGAGGAGGAGUUACGUGUCCAAAGGCGACCAAUCAAAGACCGGCGCGGCCGCUGGCACUCACAGGACCACCCAUUUGACCCGGUUCUGGUGGACCGUGAGCUGCGGCGGCGCCAGGAGGAGGAGUUUCAGGCUCGCUACCGAAGCGACCCCAACCUGGCCCGCUACCCGGUUAAGCCGCAGCCGAGCGAGGAGACCAUGAGGAUGCUGGCGCAGGUCGGCCGGGUCCGCCACCAGCGCCGGCACAGCGACGUGUCGCUGGCUGCAGCAGAACCGGAACAUCUCAACCUCAGACACACAGCCGUCCGCCAGAAUCGGCCUCAGGGACUGAUUGGGUGUGGAGGUCAGAGGUCAUUCUCAGUUGACAGGACUCCCAAUCACCUCAGCCCCACGUCUCCUCGACGCAGCCCGUUGCCACAGCAACUCCUGGACCCGAGCUCCGCCCUCAAGAGGAAGCCCACCAAUGAGAGCAUGGCGCAGAGAGGGAGGAUGAUGGGGAAGAUGCACGUGAUUGGCAGCUUCAGCAGUUCAGAGGAGGAGCUGCUGACCACACCUGAAUACACCAGCUGUGAUGAGCCUGACAGAGACAUGGAGAGCCAGUGGUGGGAUCAUGGUACCUGGCAUGGCGAGCCUGCACCGAUGUCUAUGCAGCCGGUCACAUGGCAACAAUCCAAAGAUGCGGAGCGUCUGAUUGGUCGAAUCGUCCUGAACAAGAGGAUGAAGGACGGGACGGUUCCUGCAGAUACAGGAGCCCUGCUGGGCCUCAAGGUUGUUGGUGGGAAAAUGACGGAGUCUGGCCGUCUGUGUGCGUUCAUCACCAAAGUGAAGAGAGGAAGUCUGGCAGACACAGUGGGACAUCUGAGACCAGGUGAUCAGGUUCUGGAGUGGAACGGCCGGGUUCUUCAGGGCGCCACAUUCAACGAGGUCUAUGACAUCAUCAUGGAGUCCAAACCAGAACCGCAGGUGGAGCUGGUGGUCUGCCGACCGAUCCGAGACGUUUCAAGAGCAGCAGACGCCUCCAGUGUUCACCUGGACUCCAGUUCCAGUUCCUUCGACUCACAGAAGGUCGGCCCGACCAUCUCCGUCACCUCUCCCAUGAGCCCCAGCGUUCUGUCGGGACAAGUCUCCAUCAAACUGUGGUAUGAUAAGGUUGGUCAUCAGCUGAUCGUCACGGUCCUUGGAGCCAAAGAACUUCCUGUUCGGGACGAUGGACGACCGCGAAACCCAUACGUCAAGAUCUACUUCCUGCCGGACAGAAGUGAUAAGAGCAAACGCAGGACGAAGACGGUGAAGAAGUCCCUGGAGCCUCGCUGGAACCAGACCUUCAUGUAUUCCCCGGUUCAUCGGCGCGAGUUCAGGGAACGGAUGCUGGAGCUCACCGUCUGGGACCAGGCCAGAGUCCGAGAGGAGGAGAGCCAGUUCCUGGGAGAGGUCCUGAUAGAGCUGGAGUCGGCGCUGCUGGAUGAUCAGCCUCACUGGUACAAGCUACAGCUUCAUGACGUUUCCUCGGUGCCCCUGCCCAACGCCUCCCCCUACCUGCAGAGGAGGGGACUGCAGACGGAGCCGUCCCAGAGCAGCAGGAGGCUUCAGAAUAAAGGUCCUUACUUUAACUCAGGAUCUCAGAGGAUCAGCGAUAGCGAGUUUUCAGAUUACGACUGUGAAGACGGCAUUGGCGUCAUUUCAGAUUACAGGCAGAAUGGGCGGGACUUCCACAGCUCCACCCUCUCAGUGCCAGAACAGGUGAUAUCGUCCAAUCACUGCUCCCGAUCUGAGAUGGUGCGCAGCUCACGGUCGCCAAGCCAACCGCCUCCACAAAGCGGCAACCCUCUGAAUCCGUUGUACCGGGAGGACGCGGUGCGGCUGCUGCGCGGCUCCAAACUGAGUCGAGCAUAUUCUGACGCCUGUCAGUACAGCAGCCUGGACAGGCGACACCUGAGGAGAAUGUCUGUCGCCAACUCUCUCGAUUCCUACGACAGAUACUUUAACGGUGCACAACAAACCUGGACAAACCAUAUAAUGAAUGGGAGUUGUGAGGAUUACAGUCAGGACUUCAUCCCAGACUUUCCCUAUGAGCCAGAAGCUUAUGACGAGGAGCUGCUGAGGGCUAACGCUCGCGUCGGAUCCAACAUGACGAGUCCCACCGGAACGGCGGUCUGCCCUCGCCGCGGACGCCAGCUUCCUGUUGUCCCGCCAAAAGGACCUCUGGACCGAAGUGUGAUGAAGGACCCCACUAAGAUGAGGGACAGCCUGUCCUUUAAAUCGUCAGACAGCGACGUCAGCGACGUGUCUGCCAUGUCCAACGCGUCUGAAACCAGAACCGCCCUCAAGAUCAGUAAGGCGGAGUCUGUGGAGGACCAAUCAGGGGACUUGGGUGGCGGAUCAGAGGGGGCGCAGGAAGUAGAGGGAGCAGCAGAGGGCGAGUCUCAGCUCCAUAAGAGCGAAUCAAUGGAGGAAGGACUGGAGGGGGAGGCGCAGUCUGAAAAAGCUGCAUCUACCUCCGGUGCUCCUCUCACCAAGUCCUCCAGCGUCGGCGGAGAGAUUUGCUCGUUAGGGAGAAACGACGACGACGACGACGACAAGAAGCGACGCUCCAGCUUCGGAGCGAGGAUGAUGGGAAUGGUGGGACUGGGAAAGAAGAGUCAGAGCGCGUCCCAGCUCAAUCCAGAGGAGGAGGAGAAGAAGAAGAAAGUGAUAAGACUUCCUGUCCAGAGGAGCGUAGAAACCGGUUUGGCCAUCGAGUUUAAAUCUCGAUUCACCCGACAGCCGAGUCGAGAUCCGGACGCCGAGGAUCCAAAACCCGGAGCUCUGAUAUUUCCAGGAGUGAAAUUGGCAUCAGAUAAGCAGUUCACCGGCUUCCUGGAGGGAUUAGGUCCCGGACAAUUGGCUGGACGCCAGACGCUGGCCACGCCCCCCAUGGGGGACAUCCAGAUCGGGAUGGUCUACAGGAAGGAGCGGCUGGACGUGGAGGUGAUCCGAGCCCGGGGGCUUGUGGGUAAACAGGGCAACAAGAACACUCCAGCUCCUUAUGUGAAAGUGUAUUUAAUGGAUAACGGGAAAUGUGUGCUGAAGAGACGAACGCGUCUGGCAAGAAAAACUCUGGACCCGCUUUAUCAGCAACAGCUCCAGUUUGAAGAAAAUCCUGAAGGAAAAGUGCUGCAGAUCAUCGUCUGGGGCGACUACGGACGGAUGGAUCAUAAAUCGUUCAUGGGAGCUGCUCAAAUCCUAUUGGACGACUUGGACCUGUCCAACAUGGUGAUUGGCUGGUUCAAACUGUUUCCAGCCACCUCAUUGGUGGACCCGGCGUUGGCGCCGCUAACAAAUAAGGAGACCGAAGGCGGCAAAUCGUAGCAUCAGGAGUCGGGACCGAUUGCGUCGUCGCGUCAAACGGGCCUCGAGGCGAGCCAGAGGGGACAAACGGUCGCUGGGUGCAGUGACCCUCCUGUGCUCCUGCAUGCUGCAUGAUGAUGUCGCAACGAUGACGUACCAGUGCCAUGAUGAUGUCAUCGGGGUGGAGGGAGGCUCCUCCCCUCGCCGCGGAAAUGGAGGGACCGGUUGGGCAAAAGAUGCUUUGAAAAAGAGAGGCCAAAAGACUCGCAGCUGCCAGCCAAUCACAGCAGCUCCUCUGUGUCAUGUGACGGGCGGCCUCUGUUUCCAUGGAGAUGCAGGAACAUGGAGGUCUGCUGCGGUGUGUUUUUUGCAUGGAACGACAAAAAGAUUAGAAGAAAAAAAAAACCCUGUCAGAAACAGAGAAAAAAAACCGACACCCUGGGAAUGUCGCCUGAAAACUGGAAAAUAGUUUCAUCAUUUAUGAUUUUUGUAAAAUAUCCCUGACAUGCGACUCAUUUUUCAGAUUACAUAACGUGACUUUAGAUCCAUGAACGUUCUCUAAAACAUCGUCAGUCCUGUAAGGUUUAACGUUCUGCUGCUAUGCCUGCUACAGCCUUGUUUUAAAAAACUGGGAUGCUGUAUAAAAUGUAAAUAAAUACAGAAUGCAAUGAUUUGCAAAUCAUUUAAACCAAAUUUCUCUUUGAAAUGUCUUUUGUUUGUUCAGACGAGAAAUGACUCAAAAACAAAAAAUGUACAAGAAAAGGAAAAAAAGGUGCUUUUUCUCUA
This is a messenger RNA of Xiphophorus couchianus (Monterrey platyfish), 5186 nucleotides long. Its product is annotated as regulating synaptic membrane exocytosis protein 2-like. The record is from RefSeq and is a predicted model, not a curated record. Gene Ontology annotation, molecular function: transmembrane transporter binding; small GTPase binding. Gene Ontology annotation, cellular component: presynaptic membrane; cytoskeleton of presynaptic active zone. The transcript has 35 exons. Lineage: Eukaryota; Metazoa; Chordata; Actinopteri; Cyprinodontiformes; Poeciliidae. The coding region runs from base 321 to 4421 and encodes 1366 amino acids. Gene Ontology annotation, biological process: positive regulation of synaptic transmission; intracellular protein transport; regulation of synaptic plasticity.